This is a messenger RNA of Topomyia yanbarensis, 2539 nucleotides long. RefSeq names its product zinc finger protein 271-like. The record is from RefSeq and is a predicted model, not a curated record. The transcript is spliced from 2 exons. Bases 190 to 2454 code for a protein of 754 amino acids. Gene Ontology annotation, cellular component: nucleus. Gene Ontology annotation, biological process: regulation of transcription by RNA polymerase II. Lineage: Eukaryota; Metazoa; Arthropoda; Insecta; Diptera; Culicidae. Gene Ontology annotation, molecular function: RNA polymerase II transcription regulatory region sequence-specific DNA binding; DNA-binding transcription factor activity, RNA polymerase II-specific; zinc ion binding.
GCCUGGCAUGACGGACAUGACAGUAUAAAUACGCGUCCGUUUCUCUUUCUCACAUUUUUGCAAGAUUGUUGAUGUUCUUUAUAAAAUACUAAAUUAUUAGUGAAUACUAAAGGUUAAAAAUAGUGUAAAAGGUGAAUUAUUAUCGGCCCGAAGCUGUUCCAUCGAUUUACGUUUCACUAAGAUCUAUCAAUGGCUUCAGAUUCGAAUCCUCGUUGUCGUAUCUGCCUACGGUACGAUGUGAACGAAUUAGUAUCCCUUUUUUGUACGUAUUUUCCCCAAAAACAACUGGUUGCGAACAUGAUCAGAGACACGCUUCGGCAGGGAAAACUCGACAGUCCUCACGCCAACGACGGACUGCCUCAGUUCGUUUGCGAUGACUGUGUCGAACGGUUGAACACCGCCUGCAGCUUUCGUAAACAGUGCAUUCGUACAAACAGCAUAUUCAGACGGAACAUUUUCCAAGGAAUAUCAAUCGAAGGUAGUGAAGAACGCUGCCGACUUUGCAACGAAACGGAUGUGGACGAAUUUAUAUCGGUGUUUUGUAUCUACGCCGGAGACAACAAAUUAAUAGCUGAUAUUAUAGAGGAUAGCAUUGGACUGGUGCGUCCGACAGAGCAUGAUAAACUUCCGCAAAACAUCUGUACGAAGUGUUUCGAACAAUUGACAACGACUUGCACAUUCAGAGAGUUUAUGCUCAAUUCGAUUAUGGAAUUCAAAGAAGAAAUGUCAGAAUUGAUUAAAGUCGAACCUUGUAUCGACGAUCCGUCUACUUAUCUUGUUGAAUAUUUGAACCAAGAGGAGGAUGGUUGGACGAUCCCAGAAAAGAAACGAAAAACCAACCCCUCUAGAUCACGUCAAACAGAAUGUGAAGAGCAAGAUCCGUUCAUUUAUUUAGAUUCACCCGAUUUAGAAGCAGAUCGAAUGUUGCCGCUGUUUCAUACUACUGAAGAUGCCGAAUAUUAUGAACAGUUGUACUUUGACGGAGUUAUAUGCUGCUGCGGUUUGUUAUUGGAAAAAGAAGAAGAAUUGGUAAAACAUCGGGCACUUUAUCACUCGAACAAAACGAAAGCAUGGAGCCCUAUCAAGUGCAAUGAUUGUAACAUGCGUUUCAAAUAUUCUCUAGAAUUAGCAGAACACCAAGAAAAUCGCAACAGAAAAUAUUAUUACCGAUGCAAGAUUUGCAAUGUAUUGACAAAAGAAAAAUUGAGCCUGGAGCUGCAUUUCGAGUUUACUCGUUUUCAUCCAAUACUAGAUUUGUCGGAAGAGGAACGGUUGAGCUUUGAUGAGAAAGUGGAAACAACUCAUAACGCAGAUAAUCGCUGUUGUGGCUGUAAUCUUGCUUUUCCUGACGGAGAAACACUUUUUGAACACAUCAAAAAAGUACAUCAGGGCGAUAUGGAAGGGUUUCCCCGAUUUCUUUGUCUGAUUUGUCACAGUAGUUUUUCUGAUAAACAGGCGUUGAUGAAACAUCAAAUGGCAUACAUUGGGACUAGAAUGUACGAGUGUCGUGAACCGAAAUGUGAAUAUAGUACGGAUCAACGUACGUUUAUGAAAAAGCACAUAGACGCUGGGGUUCAUCUGAUCCCAGAACCAUUGGAAUAUCUUCCGAUUGAGCCGGAGGCAGCGGAGUUCUUUUGCUGUUUUCGCAAUUGUUUGGAGAGUUUCGCGACAAUGUUAAACUUGGAGGAACAUGUCAGUACUGAACAUGGCGAACAACAGCUCGCAAACAGCUACUUUAGCCAGGAUGAAACCGAGGGAGUAUGUCCACUUUGCAAACGGCAUUUCCCAAAAGAAGAAUCCUUCGAGGCUCAUAUUCAGUCGCAAACCGUGCGAAACCACAUCUGUAGUUUCUGUGGUUGUAAGUUUCCCACUCGUGAUGCUCUUAAACACCACGAAAAGCGUAAUCAUUUGGCGUCUGUUCGGGUUACUUAUGAGUACCCUUGUUCGCAGUGUGAAGCUGUCUUUGCGAGUAAAUCUUCGCUCACAAAACAUGUGGUACGCGUUCACGAAGAUACCAAGGUGCCGUAUUCCGAAAUUUGUGAAACAUGCGGAAAAGGAUUUUAUAACAAACUCUCUAAGAAGCAGCAUAUAAUCAAUGUUCAUGUUACAGAUAAGCCCUUUAAGUGCAACCUGUGCUCGGUGGGUUUUGGUUCACGGGCACAGCAACAAAGACACCAGCUAACCCAUACCGGCAACAAGCCUUACAAAUGUUCGUACUGCUCAAAUGCGUAUAGUACUUCGGGUGACUGUAAUAGACACGAACGAGCUAUUCAUCUGAACGACAAACCUUUUCACUGCGAGAUGUGCGCCGCCAGUUUCAUUCGGAAUCGCGACCUACAGCUGCAUAUGACCGUACACACCGGCAAAAAGCUACACGCUUGUAACAUUGAUGAUUGCCAAUUUUCGACCAACAUUGCAAAACUUUUGAAGAAGCAUUGCAGCGAAGUUCACUGAUUUGACCCGCAUGAUGUUUUGGGUUGUUUCUCAAUUCCAUAAAAUCUGUUUUACGUCAAAUAUAUAAUUUUCUUUUGAAUAACAA